CAUGUUCUUUUGAUGCUUAACUUCAUCCAAUAUCUCAGGAAAAAUCAUCUUCCUUCGGACAACUUUGUCAACAGCAUCAGAGAGGGAAGUUGGCUAAAGACAUCUUGUGGUCCUAGGUCUCCUGUGGGAUCAGUAUUGAAUGAUUCCAGAUGGCAAGUUGCAUCACAAAUUAGUGAUAUUCCUUUCAUUGAUCAUACUUAUUAUGGUGAGGAGGAAAUAUUUAAUUACAAAGAGGAGCUCAAGUUGCUAGGAGUGAUAGUUGACUUGAGUGGAAAUUACCAAGUUGUCAUUGACCAUCUAAAAUCACCAUGUUUGGCCUCUUUGUCAGCUGAGGCUUUUCUUUUGAUAAUGGAAUGCAUCAGAUAUUUGAAGGCUCCCAGUAACCUCUUAAAUACACUAAAGGGGGUGAGUUGCUUGAAGACAAGCAUCGGUUUCAAAACACCAGCUGAAUGUUUCUUGUAUGACAAGGUCUGGGGUUGCAUUUUGGAGGUAUUCAAUUGUCUUCCUGUUAUUGAUCAUAAAUUUUAUGGGGAGAAGAUUUUCAGUUACAAAGAUGAAUUGAAGCAAAUAGGAGUGGUAAUAGAUUUUAAGGAUGCUAUCAAAAAAUUUGCUUGUGUCUUCGAACAAAAGGCAUCAGAAACUUCAAUUAACCAACAACAUGUUCGGUCACUUCUCUCCUGUUGCAGGCUGUUGAAGGGAACUGAUUAUAGUUUUCCUUCUGAUUUCUCACUCAUCAUAGGUAAAUUUGAGUGGUUGCAUACUAGUGUUGGUGAUUUUAGGUGCCCAAAAAAAUGCAUUUUAUAUGGUCCAGAGUGGAAAUCAAUAUCUUCUAUAACUUGUCUCCCUUUCAUUGAUUGCAAUGAAAAAUGUGGUUUGGAUGAGUACAAGGAAGAACUGAAGAACAUUGGUGUCAUUACUGAAUUGAAAGAUGGAGUGAGGUUUGUGCCUGAAUGUCUGAAUUUUCCUUCAGAUCCCUCCACCAUUAGUCCCGAAAGUGUGUUUUCCUUGCUAGAAUGCAUCCGAAGUCUAAUGGAAGAGCAUAAGCUUUCCAUUGAAGAUGGUUUCAGAAAAAGAUUGUCCAAUAAUUGGUUGAAGACACAUGCUGGUUAUAGGUCACCGGAGAAGUCUUUGUUGUUUGAUUCUGAGUGGAGUUCUUUCUUGAAUCCAACUGAUGGGCCUUUUAUUGAUGCGGAUUUUUAUGGACCUAAAAUUGAAGUUUACCAGAAAGAACUCAACGCAAUAGGGGUCACUAGCGAUGUUGAUAAUUUUUGCUCCUUGCUUGCCAGUCAUCUUGAAUCUCUCUCUGAUCAUGAUACCAUUGUGAAAAUAUAUCUGUACUUACAUGAACACAACUGGAAACCUGAGAAGAAUGCUGCCAAAAAAGUUUGGAUUUUGGAUGGAAUUAAAGGUGGUAAGUGGGUUGAUUCUGAAGAAUGCAUCGUACACGAUCCUGCUAAACUUUUCGGUUCAAAAUUUUAUAUUCUAGAAGAUAUCUAUGAUAACAACGAUAUUCUUCGUUUUUUUCACCAUAAAGUGGACAUCAAGAAUAAGCCCUCACUAGAAGAUUAUGUUGACCUUUGGAAUGAUUGGGGGAGUUCAAUGGAGCAAUUGUCAUAUGAAGAGUGCUGCAACUUCUGGACGUCCAUCUCGAUUCAUUUGAGCAUAAAUGAAGAGAAAAAACUUGAUGAUAAUUUGUUGAUGAAACUACCUGCAACAUCAGAAAACAAUGAAAUAUUUCUGGUAGAUAAGAAAGAUGUUUUUAUUCCUGAUAACCUUCACAUGAAGAAGCUUUUUGAGAGGGAGAAAGUUUUUGUAUGGUAUCCUCAGCAUAACUCGACAGCAUUGUCAAAGCGUAAACUGUCUGAGAUUUACAGAAAAAUUGGUGCUAGAAAUAUCUCUGAAUCAGUAAGCAAAGAAGAAUCAUCCUUAAUGAAUGAUGAUGGUAAACUCAAGUAUGUGGAUCCAAAUAAUAUUUUCAGCUUAAUGGGCUUGGUUAAGCUUACUCUUGGUUUUCUUGCUUGUUCUAGCCUGAAAAUGGAACCAAAAAAGAGACAUGAAGCUGUUCAGAGUCUUCUCAACUUGAGUUUCCAUGAGACACUGGAACCAAUCGAUGUAAGCUAUAGUUUAUCAUUAUCCUCAGGGGGCGUCAUUACCAAGAAAGCAAACAAAAGAGUGCGUUGGGAAAGUCAAGGUUGCAAGUUUAUCAUCCAGAAGAUGGAUGGAGAUCUUGGCGAUUCAUGGAAAUAUGCUACAAAUUUUUCUGAGGCAAUAUCUGAAGGUGUUUUGCGUGGGAAUCAAGAUCAUGUUCCUGCACUCUCUGAACUAAUCACAUACGGUUUUUUUCUGAAAUUCAAGAAUGAAGAAAUUGAUUUUCUAAUGGAAUCCAAGAAUCUGCAGAUUGACCUUGAGGAUGAGGAGUUCCUCAGCUCUGCCUUCCCUUAUGACUAAGUCUAUAUGCCACUACUUGUGUUUUCUGAUAGAUUAUUGUUUUUCAGUUUGCUUGUUUAUUUUUAAUUUUGUUUUCCUCACAGUGAUUAUAUGCCUGAAUUAUCUAAUUAUGAGUCUACAAUAUUUUGCUUUUAUCUGAUGAGCACUUUUUAGAUUUUAUAUGACUGCACUUAUAGGCAGUGGAAUGUCACUGUGGUUGUUGAUACAAUUGCUACUAUUAUAGUUGGAAGUAUUGCACAAUUCAAGUGACCAAUGCCUCAACCAUUUCUUUAUGGAGUUUCAUAAAAUCCUUUAAUAAAACUGGGAAAGUCUAUCAGUGAA
This is a messenger RNA of Cicer arietinum (chickpea), 2769 nucleotides long. RefSeq lists its product as uncharacterized. The record is from RefSeq and is a predicted model, not a curated record. NCBI's taxonomy places the organism in Eukaryota, Viridiplantae, Streptophyta, Magnoliopsida, Fabales, Fabaceae.